AUGAGUGUAAAUUUAAUUUUAAAAUGCUUGUAUGUAUAUUUACUGUUAUACAGUGGAUGGAAUCUUGUAGAAUCUGCACCUCCAAUCCCUCAAAGACGAGUAAAUCCACCUCCAAUAAAUUUACUUACAGUAGAUGUUAGUUAUAAACAAAAUAGUAACACAGUAAUAUAUACAAGGGACGAAAAGAAUGAUGUUGAGCAGUUUGAGGCCAAAUCUGAUUAUGUAAUUAAGAAGGUCUUAAACGAUGGUCAAUUUAUAUGGGAAGCUACGCCUGAUAACUAUGCAAAAAAACUACUCGUAAGGAAGGACGAAAACGGAGAGCCGAAACUCACGAUAUACUACCACCAACCAAUUCCAAGCCCUGCAGCUUUCAAGACGCAACAAAGAUACGACAACGCUUCGCAAAAAUUUCAGCCCGGAUCACUCGAUACAUAUCCAUACGGACCAUAUCCAGCACAUGUGUUUUCAGGACAGGGCGGAUAUGGCCUUUUUGGUGCUCAUCCAGGGUAUCCUUAUGGAGCCUAUGUACCUGGAGCACCAGGAGAAAUCAGCAGAACACCAGUAAUUAACGCUGCAACACCUGUGGUCGUGGUGCCUAAGAGGGAGGCGUCGAAAUUCAAAGUUUCGGAUUACAAGAGAGGUAAAAACGUAAUUUCAUUUACUUUAACAGAUAAUGAGGGAUCCGAUGGAGACAAGUCGCAGACCGCCGAAGGAUCGAAACGCCGAGGAAGUCGCUCUAGGACAAUUGGCGAGGACGAGGAGAUUGAUGUGGUGGAGGAGCUGGUGAGUUCAGACGAGAACAAGGAUAAAAAGGACGAGAAGGAGGGAGCAAAGUCCGCCGACCCAUUUGUUACUGUUCAAGACGCCCGUGGCGCUGGAGCCUCCGCUGAGCCUCGUGGAUCCAAACACGAGCCUCGAGGGGCCGCAGCCAGUCUUGAUUCCAGUAAAGUAGACAAUGCGGUCCUCAAAGACCUCAUUGAUCUUGUGAAAGCUCUUAAAAAUGAUGUAGAUUUAAUUAAAGCGACCCUCAAGACGAAAGAUGUCAACACGUCGAAGCUGACGGGAAUGGCAACACAAAAUCAGGCAUCUGUGCCUUCGCUCGUUAAGGAGUUCAGCGCAUCUGGUGACACGAACACCAUCAAGAUGUAUGCAUUUGGACCAGAAGGCGAAGGAGACGGGGGUGUCGACGGAGGCCAGUAUGGCAACAAGGUGGUCCUGACGGUGGGAGACCACUCGAACGUGUUCUUUCUGGACGGAAACAGUAACACGAUGUCAGUGACCACUUCAAGGCGCGACCACGACUCAGAUGAUGAGGAAGAAGGGGCAGCAGCAGCCGAGGGAGGAGCGGCAGCACAGGAUGUGUACGUGAACAAGAGUGUCCCGGGUGGAGUGGGCACGCUGAGGGGAACUAUUCCGCCCCACAGCAAUGUAUUCAUAGGUGGAAAGGGGGUGCCAUCACCAGUAGUGAUGCCAGGUGUGCAGCACACACCGAUGACCCCAAGCACAGCGACGACAGCUGGCAAGGUAUCGCCAGGGUCUUCCGAGGACGGAGGGCCCGAGCCAUCGCAUAAAGCAGUGCCAGUCACAAAGCCAGCAGCAGGUCCUGCAGGAGCCCCAUUGGCAACUGCAACUCCAGCUGCAGUUUCAGCGCCAAUGCCUCCUGUAACUCCUGUCACGCCGGUGACCCCAGUGACACCUGUGACACCAGCAGGACCUGCAUUUGCGUCCCCAACGACUCCAGCAAGUUCUGCUACUAAAUCCGCGAAAGAGUUAGACGACGAGCGCAAUGAAGAAAGUGAUGAUGACCUAAAGGUAUCUAACAUUUAUGGAACAGUUAAAAAGGAAGAGGAGGGCGAAGAUAAAUCAGAAAAGAAACCGGUUGUCGUGGAGGAAGUGGCUGCUGUACCCAAAACACCAGUAACUCCAGCCAUGGUACCUGGUGCACCUAUUGCUACGCCUCCUACAGGAGCUCCUAUAGUGCCCGGAGCACCAAUACCCAUUACACCAGGUGCAGGACUUCCAAUCGCUACACCAGCUGGGCCUAUCCCUGUGUCAGGAGCCUUAGGAAGUGACACACCAGUUGUUGCACCACCUCCUUUUGUCCCAGGACCUCCAGGAACAACUCCACUAGGUCCAUUACCAGCAGCAGGGGCGCCUCUUCCUCCACCUGGUACUCCACUUCCACCUGGCGCACCAAUCACACCUGGCGCACCUCUCCCAGCUGGAACACCACUAGCAGGACCUAUUACUGUAACAGGGGUCCCACUGGCUGGGCCUCUACCAGCUCCCACAAUAGGAGCACCAAUACCUGCUCCCACAAUGGGUGGACCAAUUCAGGCGCCCACUUUAGGUGCACCAAUACCAGUUGUAGCUCCCCCACCAAUUUCAGCUCCACUUGCUGGACCAGUCGCAGGAGCUCCGUUACCCCCGCCACCUGGUCCCGCAGUACCAGGAGCUGGAACACCCUUACCACCUCCACCUGCCCCAGCACCACCAGGGACUUCGGGAUCUGGAUUUCCCACUCCAGAAUCUACCCCUACUACACCCAUGUCUGGAGGACCAACACCGUCAGCAGAAGCCGAUACUGCCGGAACAGAUUAA
Molecule: messenger RNA, 2601 nt
Organism: Theileria orientalis strain Shintoku
Lineage: Eukaryota; Apicomplexa; Aconoidasida; Piroplasmida; Theileriidae
Exons: 1
Coding region: 1-2601 (866 amino acids)
Source: RefSeq, a predicted model, not a curated record